This is a messenger RNA of Danio rerio (zebrafish), 942 nucleotides long. RefSeq names its product selenoprotein U1b (gene selenou1b). Gene Ontology annotation, cellular component: cytoplasm. NCBI's taxonomy places the organism in Eukaryota, Metazoa, Chordata, Actinopteri, Cypriniformes, Danionidae. The record is from RefSeq and is marked validated.
AGUGUUCAGAGUGAGUUAUGGAGCUGGUGACCCGUGCCGUCGGUUCUGUGGGCUUGACUGUCAUCGAGGCGUUACGAUCUUUCACUGAGCUCUUUCUCACACAGCCCGUGUGUGCAACGCUCACUCAACUGGCCGACACUGACCUCAGAACACUGGACGGAGAUGAUCGAGUGUUUAAGGCCAGAGAACUGUGGGAGAGUUCAGGAGCUGUUAUUAUGGCUGUGAGGAGACCUGGAUGAUUCAUGUGCAGAGAGGAGGUGUCUGAUCUCUCCUCUCUGAAGGCUCAGUUGGAUGAGUGUGGAGUGUGUCUGUAUGCGGUGGUCAAAGAGAACGUCGGCUCAGAGAUUCAGCUCUUCAGGCUGUAUUUCAGCGGGGAGAUUUUCCUGGAUCAGCAGAGGGGUUUCUUCGGGCCGCUGGAGCGCUGGAUGGGGGUCUCUGGGAUUCUGCGUGGCGGAGUCUGGAUGAACGGAUGGAGGGCGUAUCAGAGCGGAUACUGGGGAAACGUCAAGGGCGAAGGCUUUGUUUUGGGGGCCGUUUAUGUCAUCGGACCACAACAACAGGGAAUCCUCCUGGAGCACAGAGAGAUGGAGUUUGGGGAUAAAGUCCAGAAGUCUGAUGUGCUUCAAGCUGUUGAACAGAUCAAAACUCAACAAUUAUCUCUGAAAUUCAAAUAGGCUUGAACUCAAUAAGCAUUCACUUGAUCUGUCAUGGAGAUGCUUAGUUGAAUAUGAAGCUGGAAGUUGCAGGAUAUUAUUACUAUUUGCAUAUGUUAAUGUGUGUGUGUGUGUGUGUGUGUGUGUGUGUGUGUGUGUGUGUGUGUGUGUGUGUGUGUGUGUGUAGUUGAUGACAGACCGACUCUAAACUCAGAUGAAGGAGUCGUCUUGAUGUUUCACGCUCUACAUACACACACUGAAUAAAACACACACACUGCAGUCUAUUAAA